GACCACUCACCAUCCACCAAUCUUCUCUUACAACAUACUCCGCCUUCUUUCUGUCAGUCGCACGAGACACAAAGCCGCAGCGGACCACACGUCGACCAUGACGACCAUAGCUCCCGGCCUUACGCCCGAGCAGCUUCAGUUCUUCAACGACAAUGGCUACCUGCUCAUACCUAACGCUCUGUCGGGCGAGACGAUUACAGAGCUGCUGGUUGAGUCGCAUAUGAUGCUCGAUGAAUUCUCGCUCGACGACCACCCCAUGACCAAGUUCUCGACCGGCGAAGGCGAGAAAGAGCACGUCGGUGACGAUUAUUUCCUCAACAGCGGUGACAAGAUACGCUUCUUUUUCGAAGAAGAUGCCUUCGAUCAGACCGGCCGCUUGACCAAGCCGAAGGAGCGGGCGAUCAACAAAAUCGGCCACUACCUCCACCAGCUGUCGCCUCCGUUCCGCGAUGUCUCGCUGUCCGACCAGAAUGCGGCCAUCGCCUGCUCGCUGGGCUUUCGCGACCCCCGCGUACUGCAAUCGAUGAUCAUUUGCAAGCAGCCCGAGAUCGGAGGACGGGUGCCACCGCAUCAGGACAGUCCGUUUCUAUAUACGAAUCCCCCCAGCGCCGUGGGCUUUUGGUACGCGCUCGAGAAUUGUACGGUGAGUAACGGGUGUCUGAGCUUUGCGGCGGGUACGCACAAGACAACGCCUGUCAGUAAGCGCUUCGUGCGGCUGAAGGAAGCGGGCAAAGGCGCGGCGGGCACGGGGUUCAUCGAUAACGAGGGUGCGCAAUUUCCGGUCGAUGUCGAGCCUCAGCAGCCGACUAGUGGCGAGCCCGAGUACACUCUGGGUGAGGUCAAGGCCGGGACGCUGGUGCUGAUCCAUGGCAACGUGCUGCACAAGAGCGAGAAGAACCUGAGCGGCAAGAGCAGGUUCAUCUACACAUUCCACGUCAUCGAGGGCGAGAAAGAGUACGACGGACUCAACUGGCUGCAGCCACCGACAGAAGGAUUCUCGCGGCUGGUGGAGAGUAGAGAGUGACGGGCAGUAGUAACUAUGAGUACCUAGUCGGGGGUGGGCUGAUAGAGCGGGUCCUACGUACGCAAAGGCACGAAAGGAUCCAAGGGAAGGCAAGCCACAUGCAACGCUGCCCAUGCCAGGAUCAGAUUAGAUUCGGCGAUAAUCUUGAUAUCAGGCUAUAGAGCCGGCGACGCCGAGGGUCGUUUUUCGCGCGAGACGGCGCUGAUUGGGGCUCGGGAGGGCGAUCAGGCGCUGGUGUCGGCCGGGCUCGCUUGGGCUGGCGGCGAGCCCACUAAUCUCAUCUAAUCAGAUGUCGCGGCUUCCGCAAACACGUCCAUGGAUCGGCU
This is a messenger RNA of Aplosporella prunicola CBS 121167, 1350 nucleotides long. RefSeq lists its product as uncharacterized. The coding region runs from base 98 to 1024 and encodes 308 amino acids. Lineage: Eukaryota; Fungi; Ascomycota; Dothideomycetes; Botryosphaeriales; Aplosporellaceae. The record is from RefSeq and is a predicted model, not a curated record. The transcript has 2 exons.